AUGCGCAUUCGAAUCACCAACUUUCCUUUUGCCUAUUCACAGGCGACUGAGUUCAUCUCCUGCAGUGACUCGGACGACGCUUUUCUCGAGACCGAUGGUGCAGCUUUGGAGUUUGCUGAAGCUGUGGACGCUCUUGUUCAGAUGAACACCGACGCAUCUUUCAUGAUAACCACAGUCGAUGCAGGUGACAGUCCUGCUAACCAGGCCCCGAACCCUCCUAGCCCCACGUCUGCUUCUGCUGCUGCCGCCGCCAACGACUCACAACUUCCAUUGGCGAGUGGAGCUGCCGGCGAGGAGGACGAAGAGGAGGAGGAGGAAGCCGUCACCUUGGAGGAU
This is a messenger RNA of Dibothriocephalus latus, 336 nucleotides long. Lineage: Eukaryota; Metazoa; Platyhelminthes; Cestoda; Diphyllobothriidea; Diphyllobothriidae. The record is from the annotation of a GenBank genome assembly.